AUGCCGGCGGACUCCGACGACGUCGCCAGCCCGGCGUCGCCGCUGGGGCUGGGCAGCGUGCACAAGAGGGGCGGGGGCGGGGGCGGGAAAAGCGGCGGGCGGCGGCGUCCGGGCCCGGCGUACCGCGGCGUGCGGAUGCGGGCGUGGGGGAAGUGGGUGUCGGAGAUCCGCGAGCCGCGCAAGAAGUCGCGCAUCUGGCUCGGCACCUUCCCGACGGCCGAGAUGGCGGCGCGCGCCCACGACGCCGCCGCGCUGGUCGUCAAGGGCCGCGGCGCGGUGCUCAACUUCCCCGAGAUGGCGGCGCGCCUGCCGCGCCCGGCCUCCGCCGCGCCGCGGGACGUGCAGGCCGCGGCCGCGCGCGCCGCAGCCAUGGACGUGCACGUGCCCGUGGGCGCGGCCGCUGCUGCAGCGACGCCGCCGCCGCCUCCGGAGCCGGAGCCGGAGCCGCUGGGGUCGUCGUCCUCGCCGCAGCAGCAGGUGCCGCCGGCCGGGCAGGCGUCAGUAUGCAGCCCCGACGAGGAGGAGGAGGAGGAGGGGCUGCUGGACGAGAUCGUGGAGCUGCCGCCGAUCGACGAGGACGUCCUGGCGGCGUCGGACGACGGCGUGUUCUGCUGGGCCGCGUCGUUCCACCACUGUGCCGCCGACGAGACGUGGCCGUACGAGCCGAACGCGUGGAUGCAGGCGGGCGGUGGAGGCAUUGCGGCGGCGCACGUCGACGAGAUGGCGGUGGUGCCCGGGACCGAGUUCGCCGCGGACCAGCUCUGGACGUCGCAGCCGGACAGCAUUAUGCCUUCUGGGCUCGGUGCGUUCUUAUGGAACCUGUAGAGCUAACUAGGCAACGUACAAACAACUAGCCGAUCGAUCUGGGCGUCUCUCUCUCCCUUUGCUCUGUUUGUGAGUAUAGAUAAACUGCUUGUUAUUGUACAUGUUAUGAUAGCCCUAAAAGCU
Messenger RNA from Zea mays, 948 nucleotides. RefSeq names its product ethylene-responsive transcription factor ERF036. Gene Ontology annotation, biological process: regulation of DNA-templated transcription. Gene Ontology annotation, molecular function: DNA binding; DNA-binding transcription factor activity. The transcript has 2 exons. Lineage: Eukaryota; Viridiplantae; Streptophyta; Magnoliopsida; Poales; Poaceae. The coding region runs from base 1 to 825 and encodes 274 amino acids. The record is from RefSeq and is a predicted model, not a curated record.